AUGUACUUGACAAGGAGCCACGGGGGAAAAGGGGAGAAGCAGCUGUCGGAGGAGGAGAGCGAACGCAUGUAUCACCGCUACGAGGACAUGGUGAGAGCUUUGUUCGCCGUGCACAACCAGUGCCCUUACAUCACGCGCAUCUACAGCGUGGGCCGCAGCGUGGAGGCGCGCCACCUCUACGUGCUGGAGUUCAGCGACAACCCGGGCAUCCACGAGGCGCUGGAACCCGAGUUCAAGUACGUGGGCAACAUGCACGGCAACGAGGUGGUCGGCCGCGAGCUGCUCAUCAAGUUCUCCCAAUUUCUCUGUGAGGAAUUCCAGGCCGGAAACCAGCGCAUCGCGAGGCUCGUCUACGACACGCGCAUCCACAUCAUGCCCUCCAUGAACCCCGACGGCUACGAGGUGGCUGCCAGACAGGGUCCCGAGUUCAACGGCUACCUGGUUGGCCGAGGCAACGUGCGCGAAGUCGACCUGAACCGCAACUUUCCCGACCUGAACGCGCUCAUGUAUUACUACGAGAAGAGCAACGGACGGAACCACCACCUGCCGCUUUCGGACAACUGGGAGCAACAGGUGGAACCAGAGACCCGGGCAGUCAUCAAAUGGAUGCAAAACUACAAUUUUGUCCUGUCUGCCAAUCUCCAUGGCGGCGCCGUGGUGGCCAACUACCCUUUCGACAAGUCGCGGGACGCCCGCAUCCGAGGGAGGACCACCUACGCCGCCACUCCGGAUGACAAAAUCUUCAGAAACCUGGCGAGGACUUACUCGUACGCGCAUGGCUGGAUGCACAAGGGUUGGAACUGCGGCGACUACUUUGACGAGGGAAUCACCAACGGAGCCAGCUGGUACUCGCUGUCUAAGGGUAUGCAGGACUUCAACUAUUUGCACACUAACUGUUUUGAGAUCACGCUGGAGCUGAGCUGCGACAAGUUCCCUCCCGAGUCUUCGCUGCCCGGAGAAUGGCUGGGCAAUCGCGAAGCGCUGGUUUCCUUUGUGGAACAGGUGCAUCAUGGGAUAAAGGGCAUGGUGUAUGAUGAAAACAACAACCCGAUCAAGAACGCUGAGAUCUCAGUGUCAGGCAUCGACCACGACGUGACCAGUGGAGUGCACGGCGACUACUUCCGACUCCUGUUGCCCGGCACGUACGCGGUGACGGCCUCUGCCCCGGGUUACGCCGUCUCCUCGAGCACCAUCACAGUGGGACCGGCUGGAGCCACCCAGCAUGAUUUUUACUUGAAAAAGGCCCCAAAACAAAACGCCAAGACGAAGCAGCACCACGGCAGGAGGAACGCGUCAUCUCCCAAGUCCACCUUAAAACUGGGUCCGAGAUGAGAGACACGCACACAGAAAUGGAAAAUCGACUUUUUAUCUUUGUCGCCCCGUGCUGAUGUUUUUUUUUUUUUGAAACGCGUUUUGCUCCUUAUUAAAUAAUUAUUGCAAGAAUCGUGUAUUUAUGUAGCAGUACAGAUGCACAUGAAGAUGGCUGUCCUUUUUUCUUUGGGGAGGGGGGAUAUUUCCCAUGACGUUAUUUGUUGAAAGCAAAAAUAAAAGACUGCGUUUUCUUCUCCUGUGAUGUGACUAAAUCACUGUACACU
Hippocampus comes (tiger tail seahorse) is the source of this 1595-nucleotide messenger RNA. It is a transcript of the gene cpn1, whose product is annotated as carboxypeptidase N, polypeptide 1. The transcript is spliced from 10 exons. NCBI's taxonomy places the organism in Eukaryota, Metazoa, Chordata, Actinopteri, Syngnathiformes, Syngnathidae. Gene Ontology annotation, biological process: peptide metabolic process; protein processing. The record is from RefSeq and is a predicted model, not a curated record. Gene Ontology annotation, molecular function: zinc ion binding; metallocarboxypeptidase activity. The coding region runs from base 1 to 1332 and encodes 443 amino acids.